Molecule: messenger RNA, 333 nt
Organism: Racocetra fulgida
Lineage: Eukaryota; Fungi; Glomeromycota; Glomeromycetes; Diversisporales; Gigasporaceae
Source: the annotation of a GenBank genome assembly
AUGGCCCCAAGGAAACCCGAAUUCAAUGUAGAGCAGGAGGUUACCUCUGAACAAAAGAAGGCUGCCCAAGAUUUGCUUGUGCAAAAUUAUGAGAUAUUUGCCACAGAUAUCUCCAAAAAUAGCCAGACCAUAGGAGUCGAUAAGAUAGUAGAAAAAUCAAAAUCAGAUAUUACUGGCCCCAGAUGUACAAUCAUGCAUGUUAAUGACAAAGCAAAGAACAAAUUGGUCCAAAGCAACAACCGUAGUAGCAAGACUCCAGAAAAAUCCAUGAAAGGGCCCACCAUUAUAACUGUUGCUGGAAAAGAAGACUUGAAACGAAAAGAAUUAUUGUAA